Molecule: messenger RNA, 7962 nt
Organism: Tripterygium wilfordii
Lineage: Eukaryota; Viridiplantae; Streptophyta; Magnoliopsida; Celastrales; Celastraceae
Exons: 7
Coding region: 337-7626 (2429 amino acids)
Source: RefSeq, a predicted model, not a curated record
UUCGUUUCUGACUUAGUGACUUCUACUACUCGAACACUCCAAACCCUAAUUUGACCAUAAAACGGAGUUCUUCGUUAAUCGUUACCAUACAAGAUUUCAAUUCGUAGAACCUGUGUUGAAUAAUAUUGGAUUUUUUGCUUGAUCAGGUCCAGAGAGUUUCUAGGGUUGGAUUUCGUCAUCAUCAUUUUGCUUUGAGAUCUGUUUUUAGCAAUAAAGGGGAAUAACAGGUGAAUUCGUUGUGGCGGAUAAGGAAAAUCUAGGGUUAGGGUUUCUUUGGAUGCGUUGGCGGGAAUCCAUAUCCGUCAAGCGGGCUAAAAUAUUAGUCCUGGACCUGAGAUGGCCAAUCCCGGAGCCGGGAACAAGUUCGUAUCUGUGAAUCUCAACAAGUCCUAUGGCCAACAACAUCACAACCACCAUCCACAUCAUUCCAGUGCUUAUGGGACGGCCUGGACCCGACCUGGUAGUGGUGGAGGCGGAGGUGGAGGAAUGGUUGUGCUUUCAAGACCUCGCAGCUCACACAAGACUGGGCCGAAGCUUUCUGUUCCACCCCCCUUGAAUCUGCCGUCGCUGCGCAAGGAGCAUGAACGAUUUGAUUCAUUGGGAUCCAGUGGCGGGCCAAGUGGAGGUGCCCUGGGGAGUGGGCCGCGCCCCACUUCAUCCGGUGUGGGGUGGACUAAGCCAGCUACAAUCUCUUCACAAGAGAAGGAAGUAGUUGAUCAUCACGAUAAUGCUGAUCCGGGAUUGCAAAUUAAGGUUGAUGGUGGGAGUAAAGGGAGUGGGAACCUGUAUACACCACCAACGGUUCAGUCAGUAACUGUAGGAGCUGCAGUUUCUGGUUAUUCACAAUUGGGUAAAGCAACGGUGUUGAGGGGUGAAGAGUUUCCUUCCUUGCGUGCAACUCUGCUUGCCACAGUUAGGAAUGAAAAGAAGCAGAAGGAUGUUUUGAACCAGAAACAGAAACAGCUGAUUAGUGAGGACUUUUCCUAUGAGCAGAGGAAUAGUUCUCAAUUGAGCAGUUCACAUGUUGACAUGCGGCCUCAGUUUCAGCCAUCCUCACGCAAUGGUGGGUUGAAUGCAAACAGUGGUCACGGUAAUGGUUUGGGUGGUUACCGUGAGCAUGUUAGGAAGCGGGAUGAAUACUUUUUGGGGCCAUUGCCACUGGUCCCUUUGAACCCGAGAUCUGAUUGGGAAGAUGAUGAGCGUGAUACUGGUCAUGGUUUGACAGAUCGGAGUAGAAACCAUGGGCUUUCGAAGACUGAACCAUAUUGGGUUGGAGAUUUUGACAUGCAUAGGGCUAGUGUCUUGCCACUCAAACCAGCCCAUAGUCUUUCUGAUAAAUGGGGACAGCGUGACAAUGAAGCUGGGAGGUUUUCUUCUAGUGAAGUCGCUAAAACUGACCCUUAUGGGAAAGACGUCAGAACACCUAGUAGAGAAGAACGUGAAAGAAACUCAUGGCGAGCACCUUCUCUUUUAAAAGAUGAUCUCGAUGCUCAAAUUGUUGGAAAGGACCGGAAUGAUAUUGGUGCAAGGCCCUCUGGUUUGAAUAGAGAAACGAUUACAGAGAAUAAAUAUGUUUCAUCCUCUUUUCGAGAAAAUACUCAAGUUGAUGUUGGAAGGAGAGACUUAGGGCAUGCACAGGGAGAGAGACAAUUUUGGAACAGCUCAGUGGAUUCACGUGGCAGUCGACGGGCCGAAUGGAAUACACAAGAAGGAUAUGGCAGUGAACAAUCAAACAGAUACAGAGGGAGAGGGAAUGCUUUUCAGAAUAGCACAGCAUCUAAACCAUCACAUUUGUCUGAUAGUAAAGUGCCUCUUGCCAAUAAUCCCACACUGAAUUUUGGUGGGGAGAAACCAUCCCUCAAGAGUGAAAAAUCUUAUCUGGAGGACACAUUUAUGAAAGACUAUGGUUCUGGUUUUGAUGGAAGGGAUCCCUUUUCUGGAGGUCUUGUUGGGGUGGUUAAGCGAAAGAAAGAUGUGGUGAAACAGACUGAUUUUCAUGACCCUGUAAGAGAUUCCUUUGAGGCUGAACUUGAGAGAGUUCAAAAGAUGCAGGAGCUGGAGCGGCAGCGAAUAAUUGAAGAACAGGAAAGAGCUAUGGAGCUAGCUCGAAGAGAGGAAGAAGAGAGACUUCGACUGGCAAGGGAAGAAGAAGAAUUGCGGAGAAGGUUGGAGGAAGAAGCGCGAGAAGCUGCAUUGAGAGCUGAACAGGAGCAAGUCGAAGCUUUACGAAGAGCUGAAGAGCAGAGGAUAACCAGAGAAGAGGAGAAACGCAUGAUGAUUAUGGAAGAAGAAAGGAGGAAACAGGCUGCUAGGCAAAAACUUAUGGAACUGGAGGAAAGAAUUACGAAGAGGCAGGCUGAAGUUGCAAAGGGGGGUGGUAGUACUUCGUUACUACCAAAUGUUACAAUGCCUGGGUUGGCAACAGAAAAAGAAGUAUCUAAAGGGGCAGAUGUCAAUGAUUGGGAAGAUGGUGAAAGGAUGGUGGAGAGGAUAACAUCUUCAGCAUCAUCUGAUUCCUCGGAUCUUAAUAGACACUUCGAGAUGGGUUCUAGGCCUCACUUGUCUAGAGAUGUUUCUUCAAGCGUUUUAGACCGAGGUAAGCCUGUGAAUUCAUGGAGAAGGGAUGUUUUUGAGAAUGGCAAUGGCUCUACCUUCACUCUACCUGAUCAGGAUAAUGGUCAUCAUAGUCCUGUGCGAGACACAUCUUCUGGUGGAAGAGCCUUUUCAAGGAAAGAGUUCUACGGAGGAGCUGAAUUCAUGCCUUCUGGAAUUUUUCAUAAAGGAGGGAUUUUAGAGCCUCAUGCUGAUGAUUUCUCUCAUUUCAGGGGUCAGAGAUGGAAUAUUUCAGGGAAUGGGGAUCACUAUGGCAGACACGCAGACGUUGAAUCUGAAUAUCAUGAGAACCUUACUGAGAAAUUUGGUGAUACUGGAUGGGGACAGGAUCGAUCUCAUGGCAGUCCUUAUACUUCAUACUUUGAAAGAAUGAAACCUAAUUCUGUGGCUGAUGGCCUCUACUCCUUUGAGAGGUCACGGUAUUCCAUGAGGCAGCCUCGCGUUCUACCUCCUCCAUCUUUUACUUCAAUGAACAGAAGCCAAUAUAGAGGCGAGAAUGAACUCACUAGUACUUCAAAUAUUGCUGACAAUGAGAUGCCUUAUAAUCAUGGAGCAAGAAGCGAAGAUACCAUGCAGACUGGAAGUGGUUAUCAAGGGACUAUUGGCCAGGCUGAAAUAGCUGAUACCCAGCAAGAGAAAACUGAAGGUGUGGAGAAGAAAUUGGGUAAGAGCACUGUAAGGUGUGACUCACAGUCCUCUCUAUCAGUUACAAGCCCUCCUGAUUCUCCAAUUCAUUUAUCACAUGAUGACAUGGAGGAAUCUAGAGAUUCUACAGUGUUAUCUGCUGCUGAAGAGGGUAAAGAGUUUGAUUUGUCUGAACCGGGAGCUGUAGGAUCGUCUACUGAGGCUGGGAAAGAGAAUGUCAUGAGUGCCUCUGCAUCAAUUGGUGAUGAUGAAGAAUGGACCGUAGACAACGAUGAACAACUGCUGGAGCAAGAGGAGUAUGAUGAAGACGAAGACGGAUACCAUGAAGAAGACGAAGUGCAUGCCGUAGGUGAUGACCUGGUGCAGGAGUUUGAAAAGACGCAUCUAGAAGAGAAAGACUCAUCGCAGGUGGUGGACAACUUGGUACUAGGCUUCAAUGAGGGUGUUGAGGUUGGGAUGCCAAGUGAUGAGUUUGAAAGAAGUGCUAGCAAUGAAGAGACUGCGUAUGUGAUGCCUCAUAUGUCUGUUGCCACUGUUGACGAAGAGGGAUCUUUUAAUGUCAUGGAUCACAAUGGACAAGUCCUUCCAUCUGUAAAUGGUCAGUCGCAAGUAAGUGUUGAUAAUUCUUCCAGAAUUUCCCAUGAAACUGAGAAAGCAAUGCAGGAUUUCGCUAUUCAGCCAAGUAUUGCUCUUAAAACAUCUGCAUCAUCAGAUCUGAUGGAUCCCGUUAUAAUUUCUAAUAUGGCGGGUUCAACUCAGCAGCAGUCAGUCUCAUCUUCGUUCGUUCAGACAUUUGUGUCUAACUCAAGUUUUGCUUCUAGUCAGACAAAGGUACCUGUCCAGCUUCAGUUUGGGCUGUUUUCUGGUCCUUCUCUGAUACCAUCACCUGUUCCAGCAAUACAGAUAGGUUCAAUACAGAUGCCUCUUCAUCUGCAUCCCCAGGUUGGCCCAUCACCAGCCCAUGUACACCCAUCACAACCUCCUUUAUUCCAGUUUGGUCAGCUAAGGUACACAACUCCUAUUUCUCAGGGGGUACUGCCAUUGGCUCCUCAAUCAAUGUCUUUUGCUCAGCCCAAUGUUCCAGCUAGUUUUUCUUUUCAUCAGAACCAGGGAGUUUCUCUGCCAGGUCUACCUGCCCAAGACAUAACAGCUGAAAAUCUCGUCAAGAAUGGUGUCGUGUCUGCAUUGAUGGAUAACCAACCAGGUCUUGUUCCUAGGCCCCUGGAUCCAUCUCACGGAAUAGGUGUGUUGAAUGGGUAUAACUCAAAUUCUGCAAGAGAAAAUUCAGAAGUGAUUCAGCAGGAUCGUAAAGAGACAUCUCUUAUUGUUGGCAGCAGUUUAUGGACUGAAUCAGAACUUCAAGCAGAAGAUUCAGUUGUGAAGAACCUGAAAGCCAUAGCCACCAAAGAUUUUGGAGGGCAGCCUAAAACUGGUGUGGCAUCAUCUAAGUCAGUAGCCAAAGAAAAAGACACAAGCACAUCAAAGGGACAGGGCCUGGCAUCAGCUGGCAGGGGGGAAAAAUACAUCUUUGCUGUGAAAACUUCAGUCUCAAGAUCAUCUCUUUUGGCUCCUGAUGCCUUCAUCUCAGAUUCCAGUGGAAUUCAGAGGAGGCCUCGUCGUCAAAGAACCGAGUUUCGAGUUCGGGAUAAUGCUGAUAAAAAGCAAUAUACUGGUAUGGUUCCAUCAAACCAGUGUGGGCUGGAUGAUAAGUCCGACACCAAUGGAAAAAAUACCGGAAUUUCCACAAGAAUUGGGCCUCGGAAGGUGGUGGUGUCGAAUAGACCAUUAAAGCAGUCAUUUGAUUCGGAAGCCUUGAUGCCAGGUUUGAUUAAUUCACAAGGUAUAGAUUCACCGAGCAAGCCUGAUAAGGGAGGUGGAAAAGAUUCAUCCGCGAAGAGUCGUAACGUUUCUCACUUUGCAGAUGGAACACUUAAAAGAAACAUUCGCUCUGAGGAGGUUGUUGACACUCCCAUGCAGAGUGGGAUUGUGCGUGUGUUUGAGCAACCUGGCAUAGAAGCUCCUAGUGACGAAGAUGAUUUUAUUGAAGUGCGGUCAAAGAGGCAAAUGCUGAAUGAUCGGCGUGAACAGAGGGAGAAGGAAACCAAGGUGAAGACUCUCGUCACAAAGACACCAAGUAAACCUUGUUCUUCAUUGCAAGAUACUACUGUUUCUGGCACCUCAAAUAAAGUUUCCACACCGAUGAUAGGAGAAGGAGCAAGCAGCAUUUGCUCUGAGUCUGUUGCCUCUGAGGGGCAUGGCUUCUCAAACAUUGAAGUAUCAGCAGGAUUUAGUAGCUUAGUGUCCCAACCAUUAGCUCCAAUUGGCACUCCUGCUGUAAAAUCUGAUAUCCAGUUUGAUAUAAGAUCCCAGCCAAUCAAGUUCCUCGAGACAAGCCCUCUCCCUGUUGGAUGUAGUGGCAAAAGGAAUCUUGCUCCAGCAUCAAACAAGGUUUUGGAUAAUGUUCAAACGCCUCUGGGUUCUUGGGGGAAUUCUCGGGCUACUCAACAGGUUCUGGCAAUUUCACAAGCUCAACUUGAUGAGGCUAUGAAGCCUGCAGAGUUUGAUUCAAGGGCUUCUAUUUUGGAUCAUUCCUGCUCAGUAAGCAACUCUAGUAUGUCGUCAUCAUCAAUUUUGGCAAAGGACAAAUCUUUUCCAUCUACUGCUAGUCCGAUAAAUUCAUUGCUUGCGGGAGAGAAGAUACAGUUUGGUGCAGUCACAUCUCCGACAAUUCUCCCUCCUAGUAGUCGUGCUGUUUCUCAUGGGAUUGGUCCUCCUGGUCUUUGUCGAUCAGACAUUCAGAUUUCCCGUAAUCUUUCUACCACUGAGAAUGAUUGCUCUCAUUUCUUUGAAAAGGAUAAGCAUUCAAAUGAAUCAUGUGUACGCUUGGAAGAUUCUGAAGCUGAGGCCGAAGCAGCAGCAUCAGCCAUUGCAGUCGCAGCAAUAAGCAGUGAUGACAGUGUUAGGAAUGGGCUGGGCACUUGCCCCAUAAUUGUUUCAGAUACCAAAAGCUUUGUGCAUGCAGAAACUGAUGGAACAGCAGCAGGAGUUGCUGGUGAUCUGCAAUCAGGAAGCCAAUCUAGGGCAGAAGAGUCACUGGGUCUAGCUCUUCCUGCAGAUCUUUCAGUUGAAACCCCGCCAAUUUCAUUAUGGCCUCCACUACCUAGUACACAAAAUACCUCAAGCCAGAUGCUUUCACAUUUCCCUGGAGCCCCACCUUCUCAUUUUCCAUUCUACGAGAUGAAUCCCAUGUUGGGGGGUACAUUUUUUGCUUUUGGACCACACGAUGAAACUUCAUCUAGUCAAUCACAGUCCCAGAAGACUAGUACAUCGGUUUCUGGUCCACUUGGCACCUGGCAACAAUGUCAUUCUGGUGUAGACUCAUUAUAUGGUCCUUCAGCAGGAUUUACUGGUCCUUUCAUCAGCUCAGCUGCAGGCAUACAAGGUGUUCAAGGCCCACCACACAUGGUUGUCUAUAACCAUUUUGCACCAGUUGGACAGUUUGGACAAGUUGGGUUGAGUUUCAUGGGCACCACCUAUAUCCCAUCAGGAAAGCAACCUGACUGGAAGCACAACCCUGCAUCUUCGGCCAUGAAUGUUGGUGAAGGUGGGGAAAUGAGUAAUUUGAACAUGGUUUCAGCUCAGAGGAAUCCUAAUAACAUACCUGCUAUUCAGCAUCUUGUCCCCGGGUCUCCACUUCUGCCAAUGGCUUCUCCUUUGGCCAUGUUUGAUGUUUCUCCUUUCCAGUCUUCACCCGACAUGCCCGUUCAAGCUCGCUGGUCACAUAUUUCUGCAUCACCUCUUCAGCAGUCUGUUCCUCUGUCAAUGCCAUUGCAGCAACCAGCUGAACUACAAAUACCUUCUCAGUUUAACCCAGUGCAUCGUCUUGACCAAUCGUUGAGUACCAACAGGUUUCCUGAUUCUCAGACAUCAGUCCCUUCAGACAACACCCGGAACUUCAUAGUGUCAACACAUGCAACAGUAACCCAACUGCCUGAUGAACUGGGUUUGGUAGACCAAACAAGCUCCACAAGUGCUGGGCCCUCAACACAAAAUGCGACUGUGGGUGCCAAGGGAUCCUCCAUGGGUGGUGCCAUGGAUGUUGGCAAGAGUGAUGUUCGGAAUGGAAGCCGCAGCAACAGCACUGGCCCGUACUGUGGCCCACAAUACGGCAAUUCCUCCGGGUAUAAUAAUCAGAGGGGAAGCGGAAUUCCACAAAGGAGUAGUUCUGGGGGAGAAUGGUCCCACCGCCGAAUGGGUUUCCAAGGGAAAAAUCAAUCUUCAGGUCCUGAAAAGAGCUUUCCCCAUUUAAAGACGAAACAAAUUUAUGUAGCUAAACAGACCCCUAGUGGAACAUCAAAAGCAUUGUGAAGAGGGUUCGAUUGAUUUUUCAGAAUGAGUAUUUUGGUUACUUUUUGGCAGAAGAUUUACAGCUGUUGUAGGAUAAUUUUGAGUGUCUUUGGAUUUUCCAGUUUCCACGGAUUGGAUAUACUGGUCUUGAUAAGAUAGUUGAGAGAACUCCUUGAUUAUUUUCCCUAUUUUGGUUUCUUUCUUAUCUUUUUAUUUUAGCGAGGAAGGGAAGGAAUUUAUAAUAUGAGAAUGAGAUGGCCUGGUAGAUGCCCAUCUUAAUGUAUUAUGAUUGUUGUAUCAAGAUGUUACCUUUAUGUUUUUCUUAUGUUCGUAAUGAAAAAUUGAGCUUUGGCAAUA